AAUAUAAAAUAAAAAAAAUACAUGGUCUAGCCCAAUAAUCUAGGAGAAUUAUUGACUACAUUUGUCCCAAAAAUAAAUUUUGGGUUAAAACUUAUGUUUGACUCAACGGUUGGAGAAUGUAGGUUUAGAACAUAAAAAUUGAAUAUUAGUUUAAGGGUUGGACUCGGUCUUAGCUGCAUUCUCACACGUUUGCCCUCUGAAGAAAAGAAACAAAACAAAAUACCCAAAUGGAUCCUGAAGUACAAACAGCGGGUCUCGAGUCACCCUUGAUUCCAGUUCUUCCUCAAGAACUUGAAGUACAAAGAAAACAAGGACCGCUGAGCAAGGAUGAGGUUAUCAAGGAAGUAAAGAAGCAGCUUUUGUUGGCUGGGCCACUUGUGUCCUCAAAUUUCUUGCUAUUUGGUAUGCAGGUGAUUUCGGUCAUGUAUGUUGGUCACCUUGGAGAGCUGGCACUUGCAGGUGCUUCCAUGGCCACUUCAUUUGCUUCAGUCACUGGUUUGAGCUUGAUAAUAGGAAUGGGGAGUGCAUUAGACACAUUCUGCGGCCAGUCCUAUGGUGCAAAACAGUAUCACAUGCUUGGUAUACACUUACAGAGAGCAAUGCUUGUUCUUGGCCUGGUCUGCAUUCCUUUGGCAACUGUAUGGUUCAAUGCUGGUCAUAUUCUUAAAUUCUUGGGUCAAGAUCCUGAAAUAGCAGCUGCUGCUGGAAAUUAUGCUCGUUUCCUGAUUCCAUGUCUUUUUGCAUAUGCAAUCCAACAAUGUCAUUCUAGAUUUUUGCAAACUCAAAACAAUGUGGUUCCCAUGAUUGCUAGCACAGGCACAGCAACGCUAUUGCACUUGUUUCUCUGUUGGUUUCUGGUAUACAAGACUAGCCUUGGAUAUAGAGGUGCGGCGUUGGCAAACUCCAUCUCAUAUUGGAUCAAUGCAUUGUUGUUAGUAAUUUAUGUUAGAGUCUCUCCCUCUUGUAAACACACAUGGACUGGAUUCUCAAAGGAGGCCUUCCGUGGAAUUCCCGAUUUUAUAAAACUAGCUAUUCCUUCUGCUGUAAUGAUCAGCUUGGAGAUUUGGUCAUUCGAAUUGAUGGUCCUCUUAUCCGGUUUCCUUCCUAAUCCAAAGCUAGAAACCUCAGUCCUCUCAAUCAGCCUUAACACAUGUUCAAUGGUGUACAUGAUUCCAAUGGCAUUCAGUGGUACAGCAAGCACAAGGGUUUCAAAUCAAUUGGGUGCCAGUCAACCACGACUCGCAAUUCUAGCAGUACGUGUUGCACUGUCCAUUGUGGUUAUUGAAGGCUUUUUGAUCGGUGCUGUCCUGAUAUUGGGUCGAAAAGUUUGGGGCUACUGUUACAGCAAUGAAACUGAAGUUGUGAAUUAUGUGGGAGAAAUGUUGAUUUUGGUUGCGGUAUCUCACUUUUUUGAUGGACUUCAAUCUGUGCUUUCAGGGGUCAUAAGAGGAAGUGGGCAGCAAAAGGUUGGGGCGUAUGUUAAUUUGGGAGCUUACUAUUUUAUGGGCAUUCCUGUUGCAGUAUUAUUAGCUUUUGUCCUGCACAUUGGAGGGAAGGGUCUUUGGACUGGAAUUAUCGUGGCUCUAUUCGUGCAGGCACUAUGUCUUUCGAUCAUAAUCAUAUGCACAGAUUGGGAGAAAGAAGUGAAGAACGCUUCUGACAGAGUGUACAACACAAUGACCUCGGCUGAUAUGUCAUAGUUAAGGUUUUAAAAGACGUUAAGCGCUAGUCGGGCGGCGGGCUUGGGUCUAGACGGGCGCCUAGGUGGGGUCUAGGCGGACUAGACGGAUUUAAGUAAAUCUAUUAUAUUUCGUGUAAAUAAGGAGAAAUUUGGAAAAAUAAUCAAAAUUUGAACCCCAUAUAGAACCAUAGCCACUCUUUUAAAUUUAUGAUAAUUAUAACUAAAAAUUGAUAAA
Molecule: messenger RNA, 1916 nt
Organism: Malus domestica (apple)
Lineage: Eukaryota; Viridiplantae; Streptophyta; Magnoliopsida; Rosales; Rosaceae
Product: protein DETOXIFICATION 16-like
Biological process (GO): xenobiotic detoxification by transmembrane export across the plasma membrane
Cellular component (GO): membrane
Molecular function (GO): xenobiotic transmembrane transporter activity; antiporter activity
Source: RefSeq, a predicted model, not a curated record